Molecule: messenger RNA, 1335 nt
Organism: Physella acuta
Lineage: Eukaryota; Metazoa; Mollusca; Gastropoda; Physidae
Source: RefSeq, a predicted model, not a curated record
UAAACAUUGCUUAAACCAAGAGCAGUUUAAUUUUUUAACGUCAUUUUGCACUAUAGCUAGCGUAUGCGUACUGCAAACAUCACUUAAGACAUAGAUCUAUGAGGAUAAACUUAAAGCAUAUGAAAAUCCCACGAUGGACAAAGUUUUGGCCAUUUUAACACUAGUGUUUUUCGUUGUUUGUCUGCCUGACACAAUAGUCUGCCAGAAAGGUUUUAAUGCCACAAUUGAAGGCUAUGAGCGAGAUUGUGUCAACUAUAGUUGCCGCUACACUGGCAGAGUCGUGGCACGUUUUUAUGAUCCUAAUACAAACCCGGACCCCCCCAGGAUGGUUUACAUCCGAUAUUGUCCAUUAGGCUCGUGGUUUGCUUGCUCAGAAGUGUCUCGCCUUCCUCUAUUCUACUGCUUUGUCUUUAUGUAUCCAUGCCCAAAUCGCGACUGCAUCAAAGACAAAUACCCAUGCUACACUGAUUAUGGAAACCCGGCUCUCAUUAAGUUCUACCCUAACCCUAUGUAUAAUGCGUUGUAUCAUCUUCUGGUAGCAGAAAAAAAGAAGGGGCCGAUGGAAUUUAGGAUUUUACACUCAGGAAACAACAUAUUCAAUUCAACCAAACCGGCUGAUUGGAAUCCUGUGGUAAACUUUACUCUUGAAGAUUACCAAAAUAUAUUAUUUGAGAGUUCGACAAACGGUAAUGGCAAGAAAAAAUCAGAUUUCUUUGUCGCUGUGUUUGGAGUACUGCCAGCCUAUUAUCUGGUCUAUCAACUUCUUGCUAAAUAAGGAAACGUCUUUCAGAUCAACUUCUUGCUAAAUAAGGAAACGUGUUUCACAUCAACUUCUUGCUAAAUAAGGAAACGUCUUUCAGAUCAACUUCUUGCUAAAUAAGGAAACGUGUUUCACAUCAACUUCUUGCUAAAUAAGGAAACGUGUUUAAUAUAAACUUCUUACUAAAUAAGUUUAAAUUUUAAUUAGGUGUCAAUAGUGAAACAAUAGAAGAUCGUAAAUUAAAUUCAAAAUGCAUUAAAUUCAAAAUUAUUUUAGUCAUCAUUUGAUGAGUGAAACUACCCUAGAAUAUGUUAGUGAAUUAAACUUGAAGAAUGUUAAACAGAUAGCACAAAAAAAACAUCAAUAAAACGUUAAGUUUGUUAGGGCUACAUUAUGGUUAUUUAAUUUAUAUGUCGUAACUUUGCACAAAAUAAUUCAAAAUUUUUUUUCUAAAAAAGUAAGAUGUUAUUUUAAAUAUUUUUAAAAAAAUUGUAUGAUUAUUCAGGACAAACUUGGUAUCGUUAAUUUUCCAUCCAGUUUUAUUAAUAAAGAAUGCUAUUAUUAAACAAUUGCAU